AGUGCGCACAGAUGAACGGAUUGUGUAUAUUUUGCCGAGAGUUAAUUUAUAACGUUUUUCUUUUAAGUAAAUAAAACUAAACAUAUAAAUGUGUGUAAUAAUUUAAAAAAAUAACCUUCUAACAUAUAAAUAGUGUUUUCUUAAAAAUACACAUCAAAAAACACUUAUAAAACCUAAAAUGUCACAAAGAGAUUCUGGGCCAAUUCCAAAUCGAUGGCUGAAUUGCCCACGAAAAGCUGCUGGGCUUAUUGCUGAAAAGUUCUUAGCGUUUAAGACACCCCUGGGUCCACAUUUCAAUGAGAAAGUUCCAGUCGAAAAUCGAUUUACGCCAUCCAUUUUAUUUUUAAAUCUGCGAGACCUGAAGAUAAAGUUAGGUCUGUGGAUUGACUUAACAAAUACAUCAAGAUUCUAUGACAAAAAUGAGAUUGAGAAGAAUGGUUGCAAGUAUAUUAAAAUGGCAUGCAGAGGUCAUGGAGAGACACCUACAAGAGAACAAACAAGGCAUUUUAUUGAUACGGUAAAUAAUUUUAUGAAUAAACAUCCAGAUGAUAUGAUUGGUGUCCACUGCACACACGGAUUCAAUAGAACGGGAUUUUUAAUUGUGUCUUUUAUGGUUGAGGAAAUGGAUUUCAGCUUAGAUGCAGCACUGCAUCAAUUUGCUAUUAAAAGAGAGCCAGGUAUCUACAAGCAAGAUUAUUUGGAUGAGCUAUACAAACGGUACGAAGACAGUGCUGACUUUCCCCCUACAGCACCACCAAGGCCACAGUGGUGUAAUGAAGAUGAAGAGGAAUAUGAUGAUGAUGAGUUGCAGGCCAAUUCAUCACAUGCAUCACACUCAUCGCACUCAUCACAUUCUGAAGCAAAUUCAUCACAUAAACAUGACCGAGGUAGAGGUAAGAAAGGCCAUAUGAAACCUAAAGAGUUUAUUCCACCAAUGCAUGGAGUUAACUUUUAUGAUAAUGAGGAUGAUGUGUUAAGUAUACAACAGAAAGCUAAAAAUUUCUGUAAGUGGACAGGGAAAGGCUUUCCCGGCUGUCAGCCGGUUUCAAUGACAGUGGAAAAUAUCAGUCUAUUGCAACUCAAACCUUACAGGGUGUCUUGGAAAGCUGACGGAGUUCGGUAUAUGAUGUUAAUUGAUGGUAAAGAUAGAGUGUUCAUGUUGGACCGAGACUUUUCAAUAUUCAAAGUGGAUGGACUCAUAUUUCUACACAAUAAAACAAUGAAACAUUUGACUGAUACUCUCCUUGACGGGGAGAUGGUUAUUGAUAAAGAAGAUGGUGAAGAGAAACAUAGAUAUUUAUGUUAUGAUAUUAUCAGAUUUGAAAAUCAAAAUGUGGGCAGGGAGUCAUUCUAUCCUGUACGGUUAAUGUGUAUUGAGAAGGAAAUUAUGAAUCCUAGGAAUAGAGCAAUUGCGAGCGGUAUGAUAAGCAAAGGUCCUUUCAGUGUGCAUCUAAAAGAGUUCUGGGACCUCAGCAUGACGCAUUAUUUACUUGAUGAGAAAUUUGCCAAAAAACUAUGCCAUGAACCCGAUGGACUCAUUUUUCAACCAUCUAAAGAGGGCUAUGUGGCAGGCGCGUGUGAUGAAGUGUUGAAAUGGAAACCGAGUGACAUGAACAGUGUGGACUUUAGAUUGAAAAUUACCACCGAAAGUGGACUCGGUAUGUUGCCGAAGAAAAUUGGUCUGCUUUAUGUGUCCCGUGAGAAGAAUCCAAUCAGUAAUAUUAAAUUGACGAAGCAAAUGAAGCAUUUGAACAACAAGAUAAUUGAGUGCAAGUUCGAGAAUGGCCAGUGGGUUUUCAUGAGAGAGAGAACUGAUAAAUCUUUUCCCAACAGUCGCAGCACUGCUAUGGCCGUUUGGGAGAGUAUAAGUAACCCAGUUACAAAAGAGUACCUGCUAGAUUUUAUAAACACAAGGAGUUUCCAUGACGACUCUGAGAUGCCGCCGCCACCGAAACGCAGUCGUGUCUAGACAUUUUAUUCCUUACUAUAAGUAGUAAAUAUA
Molecule: messenger RNA, 2002 nt
Organism: Papilio machaon (common yellow swallowtail)
Lineage: Eukaryota; Metazoa; Arthropoda; Insecta; Lepidoptera; Papilionidae
Gene: mRNA-cap
Product: mRNA-capping enzyme
Exons: 12
Coding region: 179-1969 (596 amino acids)
Biological process (GO): 7-methylguanosine mRNA capping; protein dephosphorylation
Molecular function (GO): protein tyrosine/serine/threonine phosphatase activity; ATP binding; mRNA guanylyltransferase activity
Source: RefSeq, a predicted model, not a curated record